AACGUUAGAAAUGGCUGCAGUGUGGCUCGGCAGGGAACUUCGGGAGCCUCGGACGAUGGCAAAGAACCGUCGAAAGGAGCCACGGGGACGCCCAAAGCCCCGAUGAACGCGUCGAGGAUCCUCCCGCGCUGAUUCUCCGGAACUACGGGCUCGAGCCGGAGCCCCGAUUCCGGGACCCCGGAAGCAACAUCCGUGUGUGUGUGCGUGCGUGUGUGCGUGCGUGCAGCCCUGCGAUCAGAGGAGAACGGUGACAUUUUGGAAAGCGCUAGAUAGAUAAAAAACAAAACCAAGAUAGGAUACAAACGCCCAGGGCUUCACGGGAGAUGCAGUAUCCACCGUAGCGAUGGGCCGUGGAUCCUAAGCCUAACGUGGUGGCCAGGAGGCAGGGGUCACCAUUGACGGCCGGGUCCCCCUGACAUGGAGUGCCCCCCCAGGGGCCUCCGGAGGGGCCGUCUCGUGCUAGGGGGCCGACCCCCGACGCUAGACCUCAUCGAGAACCCGCUUUACGAGGCAGGGCACGCGCCCUCAGAGCCGCCCCCCGUCCCGUCUCCGGCCCCGGCGUCGACCCCGGCCACGUUCGUCCCGGCGGCCGCCGAGAUCCGGCGCCCGCAGCAGCGUCCGCGGGACCAGGCCAGGAAGAUGCACUCCUCGCAGCUGUACGUCCCGCCAUCGGCAUCGGCGCUGCCAUCAAUGGCGCCGUACGGGUCACGAAGUUCGUCUGCUCCGUCGUCCGUGUCGUCUGCCGUCGGGUCAACCAUGGCAGCAGCGGCAGCAACGGCGGCGGCCACGGCAGCGGCGGCGCCAGACGAGGACAUGGAAGUGCGGCGGAGGCCCAAGUUGUCGCGGAGCGAGACAUUCAAGAGGUACGUCCGCAAAAGCACGGCCUCCUUCUUCGGCCUGGACGAGGAAUCAGCACCCGAGAGCUGUCAGCGCUGGACGCUAAGGCGCAAGCGGCUACUCAGCAAGCGCUAUGGCGAGAUUAAGGACCAGUACAUGCGGUCUAGGGACUGGCACCUGUCGCACCUGCAACCGCUCCGGGCGGAGGAUGCGCAGGACUCGGUGGUCCGGCGGAGCGCGUCGGCACGAGAGGUGCCACCGGAGCCUUUCCAUCGCGACCCCGUCUACAAGAUGACCUGGGACGGACUCACCUUCCUCACUACGGAGGUGAGAAAGCGGAUGUCAUCAGGAGCGCAGCUGACUCGGCGGGGAUCACGGCGAAGCUUCAUGCCCUCUGUCGAUGACUCGGCGCUUCCCGAACCAGACGACACACUUUUGGAAUCCCAGGCCCCGACCUCGGACGAGUUGGUGGAUGACGUGUUUUUCGCCAAGACGCCGAGCGCCACGCCGUCGGUGGCGGGGGACGGGCGGCCGCCGGCGUGGCCUCCUGCGCCGGCCUCGGCGUACGAGGUGCCCAGGCAGCAGGCGCCGGCCGGACGCCGGCGGCCGGAGUCGGUCUGGCGCCGGCCAGCCUCGGUCCACGUGGACGAGGAGGAAGACAUGGUGGACGGACGGCUGGGCGUCGGCAUGACGCGCAUCGGCGACAAGGUGCUCAACUGGGCCCUGGACAACUCGGACCGGCGCCAGUACGGCAUGGGCCUCGUGGGGAAGGUGCUGCACAGGAGCUUUCGCAGGGAUCACAUCCCCCGCCACGUCAAGCAGCAGCUCGAUGACAUCGAGGACCACAGGCCGUACUUCACGUACUGGGUGACGACGGUGCAGAUCCUCAUUGCCGUCAUCUCAUUGGCGGUGUACGGCCUCGGCCCCAUUGGAUUCCACAAAACUCAGAGGACCAGCCUGGUGAUGGUGACGACGCUGACGCUACAGCAGGUAGACUUCUACGAGCCGGACAACUUCUGGGUGGGGCCCAGAGCGGCGGACCUGGUCCACCUGGGAGCCAAGUUCACGCCGUGCAUGCGGAAGGACCGGCGCAUCCACGACAGCAUCGCCAAGGACCGGCGGAAAGAGCGCAACACGGCCUGCUGCAUCCGCAACGACCGGUCGGGCUGCGUCCAAACCUCGAGGGACAAGUGCUCCACACGAGGAAUUAUGGCUGGGGAGGUGAUAUCAACCUGGCGCAAGUGGAACGUGAGCCAGCCGGGCCCGCCCCGGUGGGUUGCAGACCCGUCUGCCGUAGGGCAAGACCGCGGGGUCACCCAGCGGCGUCUCUCCGGGUCGGUCUGCGGCCAGGAUCCGAGGUACUGCGAGGAGCCCGCCUCGGUGUUCCCCUUCGAGUGGCCGGACGACAUCACCAAGUGGCCCGUGUGCCGGCGUCCCCAGGCGAGCCGCAAGUCCCCGGACGCCCACAUGUCCUGCGAGGUGGUGGGACGCCCCUGCUGCAUCGGGGUGUACGGCGAGUGCCACAUCACCACCCGGGACUACUGCGACUUCGUGCGGGGCUUCUUCCACGAGGAGGCCGCCCUCUGCUCCCAGGUGUCCUGCCUGAACGACGUGUGCGGCAUGAUUCCCUUUGUAAACCCCGAAGUGCCUGACCAGUUCUACCGGUUGUGGACUUCGCUGUUCCUCCAUGCAGGGAUCUUCCACCUGUGUAUAACUGUGAUAGUGCAGCUGUUUGUGAUGCGCGACCUGGAGAAGCUGGCAGGACCCGUCCGCACGGCCGUCAUCUACAUGUGCUCGGGGGUGGCGGGAAACCUGGCCAGCGCCAUCUUCGUGCCCUACAGGGCAGAGGUGGGGCCAGCAGGCGCGCAGUUCGGACUGCUGGCAUGCCUGUUUGUGGAGGUGAUCCACUGCUGGCAGAUGCUGCGGCGGCCCAGCAGCGCGCUCCUCAAGCUGGGCGGCGGAGCAGCCGUCCUCUUCCUGCUAGGGCUCCUGCCCUGGGUGGAUAACUAUGCCCACGUGUUCGGCUUUGUGUUCGGCUUCCUCCUGUCGUAUGCUCUGCUGCCCUUCGUCUCCUUCGGGAGCUACGACCGCACGGCCAAGGUGGCCCUCAUCUGGGCCUGCCUCAUCGUGUCGGUGGCCCUGUUCCUUGGACUGGUGGUGCUCUUCUACGUGCACCCCAUCUAUGAGUGCUCUUUCUGCCACUACCUGAACUGUCUGCCACUCACCAGGGACCUGUGCGACAGCCACCGCAUCAACAUUACACGUCAGGACACGUGAUGACUGCUGCCAGGGGGCAGGGACCGUCAGCACCACACUCCGUGGGACGCUGCCAAAGACUCAGCAUGCAUCGGUAUUGACAAGGCCACAGACAUAUGCAGCCGAGGACUGGGUCUCUGCAAUUGAAGACCCGAUCUCUGCGGCUGAAGACCAGGUCCCUGCAGCUGAAGACCAGAUCCUUGCAGGUAAAGACCAAAUAUCUGCGGCUGAAGACCGGGUCUCCGAGGAUGAAGACCAGAUCACUGCAGCCGAAGACCAGGUCUUUGCAGCUGAAGACCAACCAUUGUUGUUUACGGUGGUCUGUGACUAGGCACAAGGCCUACAACGUGCCACAUCAUUGCUGAAGAAGCUGGGAAUGUGUGUGUCGAAGAGGUAACAGGCCUUUGCCAUCGAUGACCUGUCAGAAGGCCGAAGAUGUGGAAGUGAUGCAAAAGAUCUGCGGUAGUGCUGUUACUGAAGAGGCAAGGGGUCACCUGUUUGGGUGCUGAGGAGGAAAGAGCAGGAUGAUAAGGGCAUCGAGACCUGAAGAUGCUGAAGAAUGGCCGAGAAAUCUGUAGUUACUAGUGCUGAAGAUGCAAGAGUGAGGUACCCAGUUGUGUGUCACUCUUGAGUACACCCAUGCUGAGGAUAUUCUUCCCAGUGCUGAAGACCAACUAUCACCAUUUGCUGUUGAUGACAAGGGAAGAAGCUAUUGUUUGUAGUGAGGCGAUGGUCUAUGUGCAGAUGGCAUUUGCAAUUCUAAGAGAAAUGGGGCAAAGAAGAGACCUCGGUCUAUCGUAGCUCAGCGCUGAAGGUCGAUCUACUCUUUGGUCUUGGACAGGAAGAUACUGUGCUGAAAAUUCUGAAGAUCUUCAUCAGUUGCAAAUAAGGGAUCUCUUCUGAAGGUGCUGAAGUUGUUGGGAGUCCCAGCACCAGGGAUGGUGUGUUGCACUGCCAUCUCAAAUAAUGAAAGCUGUUUUGAUAGCGACCCCUUGCCAGCAAGGGUUGCACCGUUUUAGACGGGGAGAAAUAUGUUCACUGCAUAAGGCUAUAUGAAACGGUCUUGUUGGGGUAGCCUUCUGAAUUUUCCUACAAGGUGUCCAAGCUUUACGAGUUGACCAUUGUUGAAUAAGGGGAUGAAGAAGGAAAGGAAAGUGCAACUGAGAAGAGGACCAUCUCGGCAUGAAGAGUGACGCCAAAUUUAUCCAACUGCAAAGGUCUGCUCUUGCGUCGUGAAAACUGGGAGUAUUCUUCAGGACUCGGAAUGGCUUCGACAUCAAGAACAUGUUGAUGUCAGUUGUCUUUGGGAACUUCUUUUCUACGCCUGGUGUGCUGAAGUGAGAACGUCUCAGCUGGGGUGGGCCUGCGUGUCGUUUGAUGACCCAUUUUUCCCCCAUUGUCUGUUUUGACGUGCGUGUGAUGAGGUGUUGUCUGUUAACCGGUGCUUGUUCUCAGAGCGAACGGGGAGGGGGUGCACAAUUUGUAUGAAUUUUUUUUUUUAUUACAAUGUUGCUGCAUUGUUUUCGAAUCUUUUUUUUUUUUUUUUUUUUUUUUUUUCAGUUUUACCAAGAAAAAGUUUACGUUGCAUUUUCUGUUGUGGGUCCCUUCUCCGGCAUCAUCCUGCCUUGUUUUUGUUGAUGUGAUAUGACAGGGUUGUUGAGGCACCCCAAAGAGUGAGCUGGAUCGUUAUUAUAUUGCUCGUUGCAUUUGCGAGUGCCCACAUUUCUUUGCUCGGUUUAGUAGGUUGCUCUAGUCAGUUCUCACCACGUUGUAUUUACUUAGAUGCUCAUUUUAACCCCGACUAGGCUCCUUACCGGUUUCCUUUAGUAACGCUUCUGAUGAAGUUUGCCAUGGAUUUGCUACCCUCGGUUCAGCGAGACCAAAGUUACAAGUUUUAAGAGGGAGACGAAUACAAAACUUUAUACCAAAACUUUAUACACCAAAAAGCAGAUGGUCCAUGUUAUCUUUCUGAUCUGCAACUUUUUUGUGGGAUUUGUUCCUUCUGGAAUUUGGAACAUCCUUAAAAGGCAGCAGCUUAUUUCUAGUGCCCCGCCACCCCACCAGGUGGAGCAUUGAUUGGCAUUUUUUGGUACUCGUCUCUUUCUCUCUGUUACAGCGCUGAAAAGGAAGCUUGGUUACAACAAAGAGCUAGCACUCGGCCACAUUUUUUUUAGCGAUGGUUGGUUUGAGACGGGUUUCAUUGCUGGGACAGACGUGCAUGUGUUUGUUAUAAACCUGGUGAUUGUUGCGAAUGUUCGAAGUGACUUGUUUGGAGUUCACGGCGCGUCUUUGGGGUGACGACGACGGAACGGUUUACCACAGGGACAAUAGUUUCAAGGCGGGGCGAAAUAGUGGUUUGCAGACACUUCUAGGGGACAUUUGGGAGAGCUGCUGUUGUGUUUGUGAAGAGUCGAGUAUGUAUAAAUGUGUACACACUGUAAAUAACGAGCAUGCAAAAAAGUGUUACAAAACCCAACGAAGCACUCGGAAAAUUGGAAAUCGAGGACUGCGCGUGCCAAGUUACCGAGAGCUGUGUCGGGGAAAACAAGGAGGGCGAGAGUUUUUUGUACCUUUCUACGGCGCGGCGGUGGGGAGUCGUCGGAACCGGCGGCAGCGCGGAGACGCCGAGACGUUGUCCUGCGUCCAGGUGGCUCGGAAGUGCCGGGACGUCAUUCCGCGUUUGGGAGGCUCGAAGUGCAACAAAAGAAGUCUCGGCGACCGCCGCGCUCUCGACUCUGCAUGCUGCGGAAGAAGGAAGUCCUUUGCGGAGUAAAAGAGGUGGAAAGACGGCGGAAAAAAAAGAAAUCCCGAUUAACAUUCUCGAUUGUAUAAAUAUAUUUUAAUAAAUGCACGCACUUCAAACGCA
Molecule: messenger RNA, 5959 nt
Organism: Ixodes scapularis (black-legged tick)
Lineage: Eukaryota; Metazoa; Arthropoda; Arachnida; Ixodida; Ixodidae
Gene: rho-5
Product: inactive rhomboid protein 1
Exons: 17
Coding region: 418-3114 (898 amino acids)
Biological process (GO): regulation of protein secretion; regulation of epidermal growth factor receptor signaling pathway
Cellular component (GO): endoplasmic reticulum membrane
Molecular function (GO): serine-type endopeptidase activity
Source: RefSeq, a predicted model, not a curated record